Messenger RNA from Echinops telfairi (small Madagascar hedgehog), 2054 nucleotides. It is a transcript of the gene SUCLA2, whose product is annotated as succinate-CoA ligase ADP-forming subunit beta. The record is from RefSeq and is a predicted model, not a curated record. Bases 1 to 1362 code for a protein of 453 amino acids. The transcript is spliced from 11 exons. Gene Ontology annotation, cellular component: succinate-CoA ligase complex; mitochondrion. Gene Ontology annotation, molecular function: succinate-CoA ligase (ADP-forming) activity; ATP binding; metal ion binding. Gene Ontology annotation, biological process: succinyl-CoA metabolic process; tricarboxylic acid cycle. Lineage: Eukaryota; Metazoa; Chordata; Mammalia; Afrosoricida; Tenrecidae.
AUGGCACCUGAAGUUGGCAAGAAAGUGCCCACCACCGAUGAUGCAGGAGUCUCGAUCCUGAGGGUUCUGGGAAGUUCUGGAUUGCUGAGCAGCCACGGGCUCCAGGUGCAGCAGCAGCACAGGAAUCUCGCACUCCACGAGUACAUGAGCAUGGAGCUGCUGCAGGAGGCUGGCGUCUCGGUUCCCAAAGGACACGUAGCAAAAUCGCCAGAUGAAGCUUUUGCAAUUGCGAAAAAAUUAGGUUCAAAGGAUGUUGUGAUUAAGGCACAGGUUUUAGCUGGUGGGAGAGGAAAAGGAACAUUUGAGAGUGGCCUCAAAGGAGGAGUGAAGAUUGUUUUCUCUCCAGAAGAAGCAAAAGCUGUUUCAUCCCAAAUGAUUGGGAAAAAGUUGUUUACCAAGCAAACUGGGAAAACGGGCAGAAUGUGCAAUCAAGUGCUGGUCUGCGAGAGACGAUAUCCCAGGAGAGAGUGCUAUUUUGCAAUCACCAUGGAACGGUCAUUUCAAGGUCCUGUCUUGAUAGGCAGUUCUCAAGGGGGGGUCAACAUUGAAGACGUUGCUGCGGAGUCUCCGGAGGCCAUCAUUACAGAACCAAUUGAUAUUGUCGAAGGCAUCAAGAAGGAGCAAGCUCUCAGGGUUGCACAGAAGAUGGGAUUUCCACCUAAUAUUUUGGAUUCUGCAGCAGAGAACAUGGUCAAGCUUUAUACCCUUUUCCUGAAAUAUGAUGCAACCAUGGUAGAGAUCAAUCCCAUAGUAGAAGACUCAGAUGGAGCUGUGGUGUGUAUGGAUGCAAAGAUUAAUUUUGAUAGUAAUUCAGCCUUUCGCCAGAAGAAAAUCUUUGCCCUGCAGGACUGGACCCAGGAAGAUGCAAGGGACAAAGCCGCGAGUGAAGCCAAUCUCAACUACAUUGGCCUGGACGGGACCAUCGGCUGUCUGGUGAAUGGUGCUGGCUUGGCCAUGGCCACGAUGGACAUAAUAAAACUCCACGGAGGGACUCCAGCCAACUUCCUUGAUGUUGGCGGUGGUGCCACAGUCCACCAAGUGACAGAAGCCUUUAAGCUUAUUACUUCAGAUAAAAAGGUGCAGGCUAUCCUGGUCAACAUUUUUGGAGGAAUCAUGCGGUGUGAUGUCAUUGCACAGGGUAUAGUUAUGGCAGUCAAGGAUCUGGAGAUUAAAAUCCCCAUUGUCGUACGGUUACAAGGAACACGGGUUGAUGAUGCUAAGGCGCUAAUAACAGACAGCGGACUGAAAAUUCUUGCUUGUGAUGAUUUGGAUGAAGCUGCUAAAAUGGUUGUAAAACUCUCUGAAAUAGUGACCUUAGCCAAGCAAGCCCAGGUGGAUGUGAAGUUUCAGCUGCCCAUCUGAACGGACAACCCAGUGGAUGGUGGAAGGUGUUAAAUGUGCUACAAACAUUGAAAAUACUGUGUCUGUAUUAUUAUUCCUUUUCUUUUAAGUGUGUGGAGGUUGUAAUUGCCAUGUAGGGAAACAGACUUCUACAAAGCGUUUUGUCUGCAUUGAAUUCUACUGUUGAGGGUGAGCUGUUUGUGUAAAGAGUUUAUAGAAUGCAGGCAGUCCCUUUCUGCUUCUAUGGAAUGUCACUUGUGAUAUGCCUGUGUAUGAAGAUUGGCUACAGAGUUUUUCAUGGAUAAGUUUCCUAUGAAUAAAGUAAAUAUGAAGGUAAAGCUUUAUUCUGUAGGCGUAGAAGUAUAUUAUAUCUAAUAACUAGCCUCCUUGCUGGAGUACUGUAUUAAAACAAUGUUUUAUAUAAGAAGUGGUUAUGGGAAACACCAAAUACAAGCUCAUUAUAUCAAUCACUAUUUAUAAACAGCUUUCAAACACUCCCCAGAGUAGCCUUUUAAGUAUUUCAGUGAGGUAGCUAUUUAAUUAUUUGUACAUUGUUUUAAUCACUAUGAAACAUUGAUAGCUACAAGUCUUCAUGAUUCUGCUGUAUUAUUAAGAAGUACCCAUAGGUCUGUAUCAAAUAAAGGCAUAUUUACUAAGGACAGAGACAAAAUUAAGACUGUCAAUUUAAGUUAAUAAAAAUCUCUAAAAUGUGA